This is a messenger RNA of Phyllotreta striolata, 1005 nucleotides long. NCBI's taxonomy places the organism in Eukaryota, Metazoa, Arthropoda, Insecta, Coleoptera, Chrysomelidae. The record is from the annotation of a GenBank genome assembly.
AUGAUCCUGUCGAAUUUCAGAAUGUCGGAGGGCUACUACCCUCAGUACGCCCCCUACGAACCAGCCGACCCGUUCGGGUACUUCCGGCACUUCAACCCUUACGCCUCCAAAGCCGAAAUGUCCGAAGACCACCUGGAAGCUUCGCCUGCUCCUCCAGCUUCACCCAACAGCACCCAGAGCGACAGCGAAAACUCCGUCUGCAGCGUGGAGAUUCCCCGCAAAGAGCUGCGCUUGGCCGAUCUCCGGCCGAUCGAGGCCGCCCAGCAGGUGCAGUGCAGGUGGAGGUCCUGCAGCGUGGUGUUCACCACCUUAGAUCAGCUAGCCGCCCACGUGUCCAAGGUGCAUUCCUCCAGCGGUUUGGGCGGUUUGUUCUACUGCGGCUGGGAGGGUUGCACCAGAAACGACAAAGGAUUCAACGCCAGGUACAAAAUGCUGGUGCACGUCCGCACGCACACCAACGAGAAACCCCACAAGUGCCUCCAAUGCGAGAAAUCCUUCUCCAGAGCGGAGAACCUGAAGAUCCACUCGAGAUCGCACAGCGGCGAGAAGCCUUACGUGUGCCCUGUGGCAGGCUGCGGCAAGGCUUACUCGAAUUCGAGCGAUCGCUUCAAGCACACCAGGACGCACCAGGUGGACAAACCUUAUCAGUGCAAGGUGCCCGGCUGUCCCAAGCGGUACACGGACCCCAGCAGCCUGAGGAAGCAUGUGAAAACUUACAAGCACUUCGUCGGGGAGGGUCGCAAGGUCGAGCUGGAGGCUUCGUUGAGGGAGAAUGUCAUCAGGCAUCCGUGCGAUUGCAGCAGAAUGUGCUGCGUGAGCAGCCGGUCGGAGUUGUUCAAGAUCGGAAAUUUGAUCGAUAUCAAAGAGAUGGAGAGCGAGAAGAGCACGUGGGGGAGUUUCGCCGAUCCCAUCGUGUUGGAGAGGAGUAAGAUUUACAAGCCCUAUGAAGAUGCUAUGCAAGUCGAUGGUCCGUUGGACUUGAGUUUGCAUAGAAGAGACUUUUAA